Molecule: messenger RNA, 1827 nt
Organism: Ilyonectria robusta
Lineage: Eukaryota; Fungi; Ascomycota; Sordariomycetes; Hypocreales; Nectriaceae
Product: major facilitator superfamily domain-containing protein
Exons: 4
Coding region: 100-1827 (575 amino acids)
Biological process (GO): transmembrane transport
Molecular function (GO): transmembrane transporter activity
Source: RefSeq, a predicted model, not a curated record
AUUCGAUUCGUGUUAUAUAUCUCACUGUUAGACAAGUAAUGGAUCUUCUAUUCUUUUGUUCAAGCGACACAGCCUUCGACCGCCUUUCAAUUCUUGCUCAUGGCUCUAACACCGCAUCCUGACGGCUCCACGCCACCCAAGGAGACCCUUUCGGAGGUCCAAACUAGUCCAGCAACCGAUUCUCUAGACUCCAACGCCCCGCUUGGGGAUAGAACUGAGAAUGAGACGGACAGUCCUUCAACGGAAAAGGCAAAGAAACCCGCCUUCAAUCGAGACUGGCGCUUCUGGAUGAUCAUGGUGACGCUCGUCAUAUCGACUCUCCUCUCGUCCCUCGAAUCUACCGUCGUCAUCACCUCUCUCCCCACAAUCGUAGGCGACCUCAAAAUCGGAAGCGACUACAUCUGGAUAACCAAUGUCUACUUUCUAACCAGCGCAUGCCUACAGCCGCUGUUCGGCCAGCUCUGCAACCUCUUUGGGCGGAGAAAUGUCAUGGUUAGCAUCUUUGCGAUAUAUACCUUGGGCAGCGGCAUCUGCGGCGGGGCCAAUGGCGCGGCCAUGCUGAUUGCUGGUCGGGCAAUCCAAGGCAUCGGAGCCGGGGGAGUCGCUGUAGCUGGCGAUGUCAUCAUGUCAGACCUCGUUCCCUUGCGGUACAGAGGCAAUUAUAUCGCCAUUCUUCUUCUUGUUGCAACAGUUGGGUUCGCCGUCGGCCCGUUCAUCGGAGGCCUUAUUGUGGAGAGGACAACCUGGAGAUGGAUAUUUUAUCUUAAUCUCCCCCUCGGAGGAGUAGGUAUGGUGAUUGCUUACAUGUUCCUCAACCUCCAAUGGGAUCGAGAGGAGUCCACAAUGUCCAAACUUCGUCGCAUCGACUACGGGGGCAACGCCAUUCUCUUUGCCGCGAGCGUCUCAAUUCUCAUCGCCCUGACCUGGGCCGGCCCCAUCUACCCGUGGGCCGACGCGCGAAUCCUCGUGCCGCUCUUUUUAGGAGUCGCAGGCCUCGUCGGGUUCGUGCUCUAUGAAGGAUCUGGCAUUCCGAUCGACCCUGUCAUGCCCAUCCGGCUCUUCCCCCACCGCACAGCACGCAUCGUCUACUUUCAGACGUUUCUCAACUCGGUUCUCAUCAUGUGGUGCUAUUACUUCCUCCCGCUUUACUUCCAAGGAGUCAUGAUGUCGUCGCCAUCGAGAUCGGGCGUGCAGAUGCUUCCUAUCGCUCUGAUUGCAAUCCCAGGAGCCGCAGUAUCGUCGCUGAUGCUCUCUAAAUGGGGCAAAUACAAGCUAUUACACAUGAUUGGCUUCUUCCUCCUCAGUCUGGGCGGAGGAAUGCUCGCCCUCCUCAGCGACGACAGCCCUGACGCUGCCUGGGUCCUCAUUCAAUUCCUUCCCGCCAUCGGCUCUGGCUUCUUGCUCAGCACCCUGUUGCCGGCCUUCCAAGCCUCAACCGAGGAGAUCGACCAAGCUGCAGCAACCGGGACGUGGUCAUUCAUCCGCACCUUUGGCAUGGUUUGGGGAGUCGCCGUGGCGGGGACAAUCUUCAACACCUAUACCAAGCAGUAUGCGCACCAGAUUGACAACGAGAUGGCGCGAGAGCACCUGUCCUCGGGCGACGCCUACGCGAGUGCGACGAGGGACUUUCUCCUUCAGUUUGAGCAGCCCGUCCGGGACCAGAUCCGCCACGUCUUCAUGUUGUCGCUGCGAAAGGUAUACGCCAUCUCUGUUGCCUUUGGGGGAUUGGCAUUUUUCCUGGGGUUUUUUGAAAAGGAUGUCCCGUUGCGAAAGGAGCUUGAGACGCAGUACGGGUUGGAGGAGAGAGAAGGACAAGGAGCAGAUUAA